UUGUUUAUAAAAGGAGCCGGGGGGUGCAUGGCUUGCCUGCGCAUCGGUUGUUCGUAGUAGCAUCCAUCAGGAGCAACAAUGGCGAGGCAACAAGUUGCUUCUUCCAUGCUUGCGCUUGCUCUCAUCGUUGGGGCAUUCGCCUCCAUUCCUACAGCCGUGCAAUCCAUCGGCGUCUGCUACGGCGUCCUGGGCAACAACCUCCCGUCUCGGAGCGACGUGGUGCAGCUCUACAAGUCCAGGGGCAUCAACGGCAUGCGCAUCUACUUCCCCGACAGGCAGGCCCUCGACGCCCUCCGCGGCUCCGGCAUCGGCCUCAUCCUCGACACCGGCAACGACGUCCUCGCCCAGCUGGCCUCCAGCGCCUCCAGCGCCACGUCGUGGGUCCAGAGCAACGUGCGGCCCUACUACCCGGCCGUCAACAUCAAGUACAUCGCCGUCGGCAACGAGGUCCAGGGCGGCGCCGCGCAGAGCAUCCUCCCGGCGAUGCGGAACAUCAACGCCGCCCUGGCCGCGGCGGGGCUCAGCGCCAUCAAGGUCUCCACGUCGGUGCGGUUCGACGUCGUCGCCAACUCCUUCCCGCCGUCCAGCGGCGUGUUCGCGCAGGGGUACAUGGCCGACAUCGCGCGGUACCUGGCGGGCACCGGCGCGCCGCUGCUGGCGAACGUGUACCCCUACUUCGCGUACCGGGGCAACCCGCGCGACAUCAGCCUCGGCUACGCGACGUUCCGGCCGGGCACCACCGUGAGGGACAGCGGCAACGGGCUGACGUACAGGAACCUGUUCGACGCCAUGGUGGACGCCGUGGUGGCGGCGCUGGAGAAGGCCGGCGCGGGGGGCGUGAGGGUCGUGGUCUCCGAGAGCGGGUGGCCGUCGGGCGGCGGGUUCGGGGCGAGCGUGGACAACGCGCGGAGCUACAACCAGGGGCUGAUCGACCACGUCGGGCGCGGCACGCCCAAGAGGCCCGGGGCGCUGGAGACCUUCAUCUUCGCCAUGUUCAACGAGAACCAGAAGGGCGGGGACCCCACGGAGAGGAACUUCGGGCUCUUCUACCCCAACAAGCAGCCCGUGUACCCGAUCCGGUUCUAAGAAUCAAGAGCUUCGGAUCCAUCCGAUGGAUAGAUAUAUACCAAUAAACCUAGAUGGGGUAUGCAUGAAGAUGCUGGGAGAAGCAUCCAUCUUCUUCGUUGCUUUAGCAGCCUACAAACAAAUACUGUACUAAUAAGCUGCAGCUGCAUGCACAGCAGCAGGGGUAAUUAAUAAAGGGAAAGCACAUCUAUGGAUUGUGAGCCCAAUUAUUGA
This is a messenger RNA of Panicum hallii, 1299 nucleotides long. Its product is annotated as glucan endo-1,3-beta-glucosidase GII-like. Gene Ontology annotation, biological process: carbohydrate metabolic process. The coding region runs from base 79 to 1086 and encodes 335 amino acids. The transcript has 2 exons. Gene Ontology annotation, cellular component: plasma membrane. Gene Ontology annotation, molecular function: hydrolase activity, hydrolyzing O-glycosyl compounds. The record is from RefSeq and is a predicted model, not a curated record. Lineage: Eukaryota; Viridiplantae; Streptophyta; Magnoliopsida; Poales; Poaceae.